This is a messenger RNA of Chrysochloris asiatica (Cape golden mole), 2397 nucleotides long. Its product is annotated as protocadherin beta-13-like. Gene Ontology annotation, biological process: homophilic cell-cell adhesion. The record is from RefSeq and is a predicted model, not a curated record. Gene Ontology annotation, molecular function: calcium ion binding. The transcript has a single exon. Gene Ontology annotation, cellular component: plasma membrane. Lineage: Eukaryota; Metazoa; Chordata; Mammalia; Afrosoricida; Chrysochloridae. The coding region runs from base 1 to 2397 and encodes 798 amino acids.
AUGGAGGCCAGCAGGAAGCUCAUUUACAGACAAAGGCAAGUCGUUCUUUUCUGUUUCUUCUUGGGUUUUUCUCAGGCGGGCGCGGAACCUAGGCGUUAUUCUGUAGUGGAGGAAACUGAGGGCAGCUCCUUUGUUACCAACAUAGCAAAGGACUUGGAUCUGGGACAGAGGGAACUCAUCAGGCGUGGGGCUCGGGUCAUAUCCAAGGGAAACAAACUGCGUUUGCAACUCGAUCUGGAGACUGGAGAUGUGGUGCUAAAUGAGAAACUGGAUCGUGAGGAACUGUGCGGCGACACAGAGCCCUGUGUGCUACCUUUCCAGAUUUUGCUAGAAAACCCCUUAGAGUUUUUUCAAGCUGAAUUGCAAGUAAUAGACAUAAAUGACCACGCCCCAUUGUUCAUGGACAGAGAAAUAUUACUAAAAAUAUCAGAAAGCAGUCCUCCUGGGACUACCUUUCCUCUGAAAAGUGCCAAGGAUGUGGAUGUAGGUGGAAAUAAUAUUAAGAAUUAUGUCAUCAGCUCCAACUCCCACUUUCAAGUCCUCACCCGAAAACGCAGCAACAAUAGUACAUAUCCAGAGCUAGUGCUGGACAAAGUGCUAGAUCGUGAGAUGGAACAUGUGCUCAUGUUAACCCUCAUGGCCCAGGAUGGUGGCUCUCCUCCUCGAUCGGGAACAGUCCAGGUCCACAUUGAAGUCCUGGACACCAAUGACAAUGCCCCUGAAUUUGAGCAGCCUCUAUAUAAGGUACAGGUCCCUGAGGACAGUCCCAUAGGCUUCAUGAUUAUCCGGGUCUCUGCUACUGACAUAGAUAUAGGAGCCAAUGGAGAAAUUUCUUAUUCAUUUUUUCAAGUUUCAGAGGAGAUUAGCAAAACUUUUGAAGUAAAUCCCAGUACAGGAGAAAUGAGACUGAAUAAACAACUUGAUUUUGAAACAGCUCCGUCUUAUGAAGUUAAUAUGGAAGCCAGAGAUGCUGGAGACUUUUCUGGAAAAUGUAUUGUUUUGGUUCAAGUCAUGGAUGUGAACGAUAAUGCCCCAGAAAUAUCCAUUACUGCGUUUACCGGUCUGAUCGCUGAGAACUCGCCUGAAACUGUGGUUGCAGUUUUCAGUGUUUCAGAUCUUGAUUCAGAAGAAAAUGGAAGAACAGAGUGUUCCAUUCAGAAUGAUCUGCCAUUCCUCCUGAAAUCUUCUGUCGAAAACUUUUACACUCUAGUAACAGACAGACCUCUGGACAGAGAGAGUAGAUCUGAGUACAAUGUCACCAUCACCGUCAUGGACUUGGGAACCCCAAGACUAAGAACACAGCUCAAUGUAAUCAUCCUGGUCUCGGACGUCAAUGACAAUGCACCCACCUUCUUCCAAACCUCUUAUACUUUGUUUGUUCGCGAGAACAACAGCCCCGCCCUGCAUAUAGGUACUGUUAGCGCCACAGAUCAAGACUCUGGCACCAAUGCCCAAAUCACCUACUCGCUGAUGCUGUCCCACGACCCGAAAUUCCCUCUGGCCUCCUUGGUCUCCAUCAACGCAGAUAACGGGCAACUGUUCGCUCUGAGGUCUCUGGAUUACGAGGCCCUGAGAGCGUUCCAGUUCCGCGUGGGCGCGGUAGAUGCAGGCUCUCCAGCUCUGAGCAGCGAGGCGCUGGUGCGCGUAGUCGUGGUGGACGAUAAUGACAACUCGCCCUUCGUGCUGUACCCUCUACAGAACGGCUCUGUGCCCUGCACCGAGCUGGUGCCCAGGGCGGCUGAGACGGGCUACCUGGUGACCAAGGUUGUGGCUGUGGACGGCGACUCGGGCCAGAAUGCCUGGUUGUCCUACCAGCUGCUCAAGGCCACAGAACCCGGGCUGUUCAGCGUGUGGGCACACAACGGCGAGGUACGUACCACCAGGCUGCUGAGUGAGCGCGAUGCAGCCAAGCACAGACUGGUCGUGCUGGUUAAGGACAAUGGCGAGCCUCCAAUGUCGGCCACCGUCACGCUGUUGGUGCUCUUGGUAGACGGUUUCUCGCAGCCUUAUCUGCCGCUCCCUGAGGUGACCUCGGAAGAGACCCAAGCGGACUCGCUCACGGUCUAUUUAGUCAUUGCCUUGGCUUCCGUCUCAUCGCUCUUCCUGUUCUCAGUGCUUUUGUUUGUGGCGGUGCGACUGGGCAAGAGGCACAGGACGACCUCAAUGAAUCACCUCUCAGUGCCUCAGAGCCACUUUCCGGGCCACUUGUUAGAAGUCAGCAGGACUGGAACACUAUCGCAUAAUUACCAGUAUGAGGUUUGUCUGACAGGAGGCUCAGGGACCAGUGAGUUCAAAUUUCUGAAGCCGAUUUUACCCAAUUUCCAAAAUCAUUCCCCUGGGUCAGAAAUAGAAGAAAACCCCAACUUUAGGAAUGAUUUUGGUUUCAGUAUUCAGUAA